Sparassis crispa is the source of this 1104-nucleotide messenger RNA. RefSeq lists its product as hypothetical. Lineage: Eukaryota; Fungi; Basidiomycota; Agaricomycetes; Polyporales; Sparassidaceae. Bases 1 to 1104 code for a protein of 367 amino acids. The record is from RefSeq and is a predicted model, not a curated record. The transcript has 2 exons.
AUGUUCGCAACCAAACCCAGUCAGGUCAUCCUCACGCUCCUUUGCCUCGUCCUUGCCCUCGCCUUGGCCACCGUGUCCGAGGCCAACAGCUUUGUCCCCGCCGUCCAGCGCCGUGACCAUGUUGGAGUCGGUCGAAUGAUCAAAAAGCGUUCCCCCGAUAUCUUUGGUCAGAUCAUCAACGCAGGUGCUAAUGCCCCUACCGGUUCGACCGAUUCGACGACGCCGACGAGUUCCUCAGCGUCGUCGUCUACCCCCGCGGCGUCCAGCGCAAGCUCUACGCCCUCCUCUACUCCUUCCUCUACUCCUAGUUCGACUCCUACCCCUUCCAGCACCCCUUCCUCCACGCCGAGUGCGUCUCCCUCGUCUGCGUCUAGCUCUCAACCGAGCAGCAGCUCUGCUGCUACAUCAUCGUCGGCAAGCUCAUCAUCGCAGUCCUCUUCUUCCUCUUCAUCGAGCGAGAGCACAAGUUCUGCUGCAUCUACCGCUGCUAAGGAGGCCCCCGUCACAUCGGCUGACACCCCUACCCCCACUGACAGCCAGCCUUCGGAGACGAGCAAAGCCAGCAAUCGCUACACCAGCAUGACCGUCACCGCUUCCCCUUCUGCCACGUCGGCCGCCACCAGUAGCAGCGCAUCAUCUACCAGCUCCACCACCCGGACCACUCUCAUCGUCAUCAUCGCCGUUGCGUCAAGCAUCGGUGCAAUCGCGGUCGGUUGGACUGUCAUCCGCAAGUGGAAGCUCAGACCUUCUUCCCACUUCGACGACCGCAUGCAGCCCAUUGACUGGCAACCUAACGACAGCGAUCGUCGCGCGUCCGUUGUGUCCCAUGGAUCGUUCCAUUCUUCUGGCCAUAGCGAUCCCACGACUGUUGGGUAUGGUGCAACGUCAGACCACGGCCAUGGUACUUCCCCGCUUAACCCUAUCCCGGAUCACGACUUCACUGCCGUUCCCUCCACGCUCGCUCCGGUCGGCGGCUACGCUGAUCUUCAGCGCGGCUCUAGCCCGCAGCCUCAGAUGUCGGAGGGGUUGUCGCGCGGCCCUAGCUUGGCCCACCCGAACCACGGUGUGCCGUUACACUACCAGGGUGGCUUCGACGGCUACUAG